Messenger RNA from Rotaria sp. Silwood1, 834 nucleotides. NCBI's taxonomy places the organism in Eukaryota, Metazoa, Rotifera, Eurotatoria, Philodinida, Philodinidae. The record is from the annotation of a GenBank genome assembly.
AUGGAUAUCCCAAUAGACUUAUGUCGAAACGUUCAAGUAAGAUUACCCAGAUCGACGUCGGAUUCAUUCGAAGCUACAGAAAUAGGCAAUGAAUUGUACAAACUGAAUCUUCAUAUUGUUUCCAUUGUUUUUCUACUCAUUGUCUCUCUUCUUGGUGCUUCAAUCGCCAUACUUCCAAUCUGUAUCAAACGUUUACAUAUACCAUCAAUAGUUAUUAAUACAGAAAAAUCUUUUGGCACCGGAAUAAUACUUGCUACCGCAUUUAUUCAUAUUCUGCCAGCAGCUAUGAGGAUAUUGAUAGAUGAAUGUCUGCCACAAAGUUGGAAAGAUUAUGAAGCUUAUGCAAGUUUAUUUGCCAUGCAACUCAUCGAAUUCAUUGCACAUCAUCAAUUACACAGAGUAACAGUACAAGAGACAAAAAUCGUCGUUGAAGAGGUUCCAGUACAAUCUACUACAAUACCUAUUGAAAGCAAUCAACAACAUGGUCAUAGUCAUGAUUUAUCACUACUACAAGAUACUCAUAAUCAUCGUGCCACUACGUAUUUACUUGAGUUUGGCUUUGCGAUACAUUCGGUUCUUAUUGGUGUAACGUUGGGCACAGAUGAUGGUUCAAGUUUUGUAGCACUUUUUAUUGCACUUUGUUUUCGUCAAUUCUUUGAAGCCGUUGCACUUGGUGCACAACUUCAAGAUAAAUCAAUAUUACCAACUAUUCUUAUGGUGAUAUUUUUCUCUCUUACUACUCUAGUUGGUAUUGCGAUCGGUAUUGGUUUUCAUUUGAAUACAUACAAUCCAAAAUCAGAAGCUUCAUUAGUGUCGACUGGUGUCCUUAAUUAG